Messenger RNA from Peronospora matthiolae, 678 nucleotides. The record is from the annotation of a GenBank genome assembly. Lineage: Eukaryota; Oomycota; Peronosporomycetes; Peronosporales; Peronosporaceae.
AUGGUACUCCGCAUGCUCUGGAACAUCGGCUCGGGUCUCGUGCAUGGCGCUUUCCGACCAAAAUCGUCCUCUGGCUUAGCGGGGUUGCACUACCCCGCGGUGUGGAAAGCUCGCUCUGGAUUCCUGGACUGUGAUGUCAACCUGCACCUCAACAAUUCGUCGUACCUCUUUGGCAUGGAACUCGCUCGCUGGCACUUUACCGCGUCCAAUGGUGUCCUUUGGCAAACUUUGAAACACCGGCGGAUGUUCUUAGUAGCGUCCCAAGCCAUUCGGUACCGUCACGGCAUCCCCCCUUUCCACGCGUACGAAAUCAAGUCGCAGAUGAUCUAUUGGGACGGGUCUUGGAUCUACUUCUUGCAACAAUUCCAUGACCCCUCAAGUGGCAAACUCUUUGCGGAGGGAUUGUGCCGUGCUGUUGUCAAGCAGCGAGGAGAGGACGUGCCAUUUGCACGAUUGAUUGCCGAAGUGUAUGACGGACCCGUUCCUGAUCAGCCUGCAGACAUGCCAGACAUUGUCAAAGGGUUCCUCGAGUGGGACGCUGCCUCUCGAUCGAGCAUGGAAGUGACUCAAGCCCGUGAGACAAAGAUUAUCAACAGUAAUCCACCACCACCGAAGCCGCAGAGCCUGGGAGCUCGCAUCUGGACGGAAGUGCUGCGCUCGAUGAACCGUCCCUACUGA